AUGGUCACUGGAAUGCCAACAAAGUUCUUGGUGUUCAACAGGUUGUUUGACUGUUGCUUUCUGGCACACUCAAUUAACAGUGCACCAGAGCGAGAAAGAGGACAAGGAGCGGAGGGAAAAGGAGAAAGAAGACAAGGAGCGGAGGGAAAAGGAGAAAGAGGACAAGGAGCGGAAGGAAAAGGAGAAAGAAGACAAGGAGCGGAGGGAAAAGGAGAAAGAAGACAAGGAGUGGAGGGAAAAGGAGAAAGAGGACAAGGAGCCGGAGGGAAAAGGAGAAAGAGGACAAGGAGCGGAGGGAAAAGGAGAAAGAGGACAAGGAGCCGGAGGGAAAAGGAGAAAGAAGACAAGGAGCUGAGGGAAGAGGACAAGGAGCGGAGGGAAAAGGAGAAAGAAGACAAGGAGCGGAGGGAAAAGGAGAAAGAAGACAAGGAGCGGAGGGAAAAGGAGAAAGAAGACAAGGAGAGGAGGGAAAAGGAGAAAGAGGACAAGGAGCGGAGGGAAAAGGAGAAAGAGGACAAGGAGCGGAGGGAAAAGGAGAAAGAAGAGAAGGAGCGGAAGGAAAAGGAGAAAGAGGACAAGGAGCGGAGGGAAAAGGAGAAAGAAGAGAAGGAGCGGAGGGAAAAGGAGAAAGAAGACAAGGAGCGGAGGGAAAAGGAGAAAGAAGAGAAGGAGCGGAGGGAAAAGGAGAAAGAAGACAAGGAGCGGAGGGAAAAGGAGAAAGAAGAGGAGAAAGAAGACAAGGAGCGGAGGGAAAAGGAGAAAGAAGAGGAGCGGAAGGAAAAGGAGAAAGAGGACAAGGAGCGGAGGGAAAAGGAGAAAGAAGAGAAGGAGCGGAGGGAAAAGGAGAAAGAGGACAAGAUAAGACGACAGAGAGAGACGAAAGAAGAAGGAAAAAUCCAAAUUUAA
Molecule: messenger RNA, 906 nt
Organism: Haliotis rubra (blacklip abalone)
Lineage: Eukaryota; Metazoa; Mollusca; Gastropoda; Lepetellida; Haliotidae
Product: DNA ligase 1-like
Exons: 3
Coding region: 1-906 (301 amino acids)
Source: RefSeq, a predicted model, not a curated record